Trichophyton benhamiae CBS 112371 is the source of this 1083-nucleotide messenger RNA. RefSeq lists its product as uncharacterized. Lineage: Eukaryota; Fungi; Ascomycota; Eurotiomycetes; Onygenales; Arthrodermataceae. The record is from RefSeq and is a predicted model, not a curated record. Bases 1 to 1083 code for a protein of 360 amino acids. The transcript has a single exon.
AUGUUCGAUCUUCACAUAGAUGAAUCAAAUAUUAAAAUUGAUAUGCUAUCAUUUUAUAAUGAUAGUGUACCGUUUCUGGAGAGCUCGGCGGCUCUAGUUACAGAGAAGCCAAUUAUGCAAGACGUGACGUCUCAAAACAUACCGGUUUCUCCACAUACCAAGGAAACCAGCGAAAUGCCUAGGGGUCAAUGCUCCCCCACGGAGAUGGCACCUGAUAACUAUGUUCGAGAACUUAUGGUAUUUGGGUUAGCACAGUAUGAUCAGCUUCGCUGCCUGCAAAGAAUGAGGAACUGCACUGGCAACGAUAAACGGGGGGUAUUCUCACGGCUGCGCAACUAUCCAAUACACGGAAUGCUGGAGCAUGUUCGAAGACUCACUGAACUCAUAAGGCAGCUGAUGCCUAUAUCAGACAGUAGCGAUAGUUCGCUGCAUAUAUUAUGUUCGGAACUUGUCAGCGAAACUAUUCCCGACAUCGACUCAUGUCUAUUAAAUGAGGAAGCCUUAAUGAACGACUUUUCUAACAUGCUAGCACACCCGUUUUCGGAAUCCUGUCUCAGCUCCGGUGAUAGCAUCAGCCAAUUAUCUCCUCUCACGCCAAGCAAGCAAACACCAGUCGAUACUUCCACGAUUCUUCUGUUUGUUUCCUGCUACCUUCGCCUUGCACGAGCAUUUGCCUUGUUCUUUACGGACCUCCACGCCUUUCUCCUUUUCCCAAGUGCCAUUGAUCCCACCCCCACUGGUGAACUCCGAAUAUUUCCAGGACUAAAGCUGGGCUCCUUUCAAUCUUAUGUAGGAGUAAGCUUGGAGAUAUCUAUAGCUAUCCAGGUCAGCGAGCGCAUGUUAUGUCGCCUCCACGACUCACUUGGCCUAUCCUGGAACCAGUGCAGUUCAGAAAGCCUUCCCAACUCUCAAUUGUCGGCGGAUGCAUGGAGCAACGCCGAUACAAUCACUCGGGCCAUGAUAAAAACCAUCCAGGCGCAGGAAGAAAUAGAUGCGCAAGAUGAGAGGGGUGAUACAUUCACAAGGCUAUUACUGACAAUGGAGAAUGUUAAAAAGCUGGUCAAAACACAGCCAUUCUUGUGA